This is a messenger RNA of Didymella exigua CBS 183.55, 1635 nucleotides long. RefSeq lists its product as uncharacterized. Gene Ontology annotation, molecular function: glycosyltransferase activity. The transcript has a single exon. The coding region runs from base 95 to 1420 and encodes 441 amino acids. Gene Ontology annotation, biological process: GPI anchor biosynthetic process. NCBI's taxonomy places the organism in Eukaryota, Fungi, Ascomycota, Dothideomycetes, Pleosporales, Didymellaceae. Gene Ontology annotation, cellular component: Golgi membrane. The record is from RefSeq and is a predicted model, not a curated record.
UCUUCCACCUCAUACCGCCUAUAAUUUUGAUAAUGCUCUUGUAGCUUUACCGGCCAAUAUAUCGCACCCAGUCACUCGCUUACGAUUAGGAACGAUGCAUUUCUCGGCGCGCACGAUUGUGGGCAUCGCUGUCUUCAUCACGUUCACAAUUCUCUACACGAUUAACGCGGUAUCUGCUCGCGACCCGACCUCGUUCUUCUUCAACCCUCGCAAGGGAUACGCUGCUAGAUACUCUGCUAUCCGACGCCAGCAGGCCGAAGAAUUUUUACAAGCCUACCACGAUGCGCCGAGUCACGAGAUAGUCAAAUCUGGCCCCGAGAGGAAUCGAAAAUUAUGUGUCGGCAUACCUUCCUUCAAGCGUGAGGGAGUACACUAUCUGCGAGAUACCGUCGGCUCUCUCUUGGAAGGCUUGACACCAGAAGAGCGACAGGAAAUAUACCUCAUAGUGUUUAUACCACAUUCAAACCCGAAUGUACAUCCCGAGUAUCAUGAGGCAUGGCUACCUGGGCUGGCAGAUCAGGUCCUCACUUACCAGUUCGGGGAUGACCAGAUGCAGCACAUCCGCAAUAUGGAAAGCAAGGGUGGUUUGUACGUCGAGAAGGCGCUCUUUGAUUACAGAUAUCUCCUGUCAGCGUGCACUGAGCAGUUCACACCUUAUAUCGCCAUGAUCGAGGACGACAUCGUGGCCAUGGAUGGGUGGUACCACCGCACGAUGGACGCAAUCAAUCAGGCCGAACAGCAGGCUGCAGAGCGUCGCGCAAGGGCAGAUUUCCUCUACCUGCGUUUGUUCUACACGGAAGAAUUCUUUGGCUGGAACGCGGAAGACUGGAGGACUUACCUAUACUACUCGCUUUGGGCUGCUGGCAUCCCGACUGCAAUACUGCUCUUCGUACGCUGCGCUCGACCGACGACAAAACUCUCACUCACUCUCACCACGCCUCGAUCGUUCAUUUCGAUUUACGCUCUGCUCGCAGCCGGCAUCCUUAUCUUCUUCGGCAUGGGUCGCAACACGGUUAUGCCCAUACCUACUGGUGUAGCUGAAAUGUCUGAGUUCGGUUGCUGCGCCCAAGGGUUUGUCUUUCCACACCUGAAGGCCCUCGCACUUGUCGAAUACUUCAAAGACCGCCGCCUUGGCUUCGUGGACGUACUCACAGAAGACUACGCUAACGAGCGCGGCGAGCUCCGGUACGCCAUGACCCCUAGCGUUAUGCAACAUGUCGGCAAGAAGAGCAGCAAGAUCGAUGAUUACGGGCCACAAAGCAAGUGGGGCAGAAGCGUGGCAGAGAAGAUAUGGAAUUUCACAUUUGAAAAGCUCGACUGGAGGAAGUUACGACAAGAACACGAACAGAAUACAAAAGAGAGGCACGAGGCGAAGGCUGAGAAAGACGCGCAGUUUGCCAAUCAAAAAGCCGGCGUUUGAGGCUUCCAUGGAUGCCGAUGGAAAGUAAUGCAGAAGAUCAAAGACCGGAGUUGCCAGUAGCCGGAAAGGCCGGACAGCACAAUGUGCGGACCAGGACGACCUCGCACCGGCAUAACAUUCCCACACGCUCGCGGCACAUCGUGACUUAUGACGACGUUCACGACAGUCUUGCGGGAUAUAUUCGGCCUGCAAGCACUCAGCGCAACGUCGAGUCG